This is a messenger RNA of Ogataea polymorpha, 3909 nucleotides long. RefSeq lists its product as uncharacterized. Gene Ontology annotation, molecular function: 5-oxoprolinase (ATP-hydrolyzing) activity. Gene Ontology annotation, biological process: glutathione metabolic process. NCBI's taxonomy places the organism in Eukaryota, Fungi, Ascomycota, Pichiomycetes, Pichiales, Pichiaceae. The transcript has 2 exons. The coding region runs from base 1 to 3909 and encodes 1302 amino acids. The record is from RefSeq and is a predicted model, not a curated record. Gene Ontology annotation, cellular component: cytosol.
AUGACUAUUAAUGAGACAGGAAUCAGUAUAGCUAUUGAUCGUGGUGGAACCUUCACCGACGUGAUAUACAAAUUCGGGAAGAAAGAAGGCACGUUCAAGCUUUUAUCGGUUGAUCCUUCAAAUUACAAAGAUGCAAACAUUGAAAGUAUCAGAAGAGUUUUAGAACUGACAUCUGGCAAAACCAUACCCAGAAACCAGCUUCUCGAUACUUCCUCCAUUUCCUCAAUUCGUUUAGGAACCACAGUGGCCACCAACGCCCUUCUGGAACGCAAGGGGUCAAGAUGUGCUUUGGUGACUACCAAAGGAUUCAAAGAUCUGCUUCAUAUUGGAGAUCAAUCACGGCCAGACCUGUUCGCGCUUAACAUUGUGAAGCCAGGUGUUCUCUUCGAAAAGGUGGUGGAAGCAGAUGAGCGCGUCACUAUGCCAGCAUUUUUGGUUGACCCAACUGGCUAUGAUGCACGUGAUCUUCUGGAUGGCCAAAAGUAUGUUGAAGGCAAAACAAAAGAAGUGUUUGAGAUCAUCAAGCCGUUGGACACUGAAAAAUUGACCCGUGAUCUAAUAAAGUUGAAAGAGGAAGGUAUAAAUUCUGUUGCUAUUGUUUUUAUACACGGUUACAAUUACCAGGAGCACGAAAAGCAGGCAGGAGAGAUCGCUAAAAGUCUUGGAUUUGGAAAUGUUUCGCUUUCUCAUGAGCUGCUACCAGUCAUCAAAACGCUUCCCAGAGGGCAGUCAACGGUUGUCGAUGCCUAUUUGACCCCUAUACCGGGUUUUGAGAAGCACACCAGAGUCGAGUUCAUGCAAUCUGAUGGUGGACUGUGUUCCUGGAGAAACUUUUCGGGACUUCGUUCACUGCUUUCUGGACCUGCUGGAGGUGUUGUUGGUGAGGCAAAAACGUGCUACGACGAAGACAACAAGAUUCCUGUAAUUGGGUUCGAUAUGGGAGGAACAUCAACAGACGUCUCGAGAUAUGCGGGUGAGUUUGAAUUCUCGUUUGAGUCAAUCACCGCUGGGAUAAAUAUUGCUGCUCCCCAGUUAGACAUCAACACUGUCGCUGCUGGAGGUGGUUCCAUUCUUGAAUAUGUCAAUGGUGUGUUCAAGGUCGGACCUGAGUCAGCUUCUGCUCAUCCAGGACCUGCGUGCUACAAGAAAGGCGGACCAUUGACCGUGACGGACGCUAAUUUAUUCACAGGUAGAAUUUUGCCCGAGUUUUUCCCCAAAAUCUUUGGUCCGGGCGAAAAUGAACCUUUGGACUAUGCCAUCACCAAAAAGAAGUUCGAGCAACUAGCGCAGAUCAUCAACGGAGACAAUCCGGGCUUCCCCAAAACUCCUCAUGAAAUCGCCCUUGGAUUUUUGAAGGUUGCCAACUACCAAAUGGCAAAGCCAAUUAGAGAGUUGACUGAAGCCAAAGGGCAUGACGCAUCUGCUCAUUCUCUGGCCUCCUUUGGUGGCGCUGGAGGACAGCACGCCGCAUCAAUUGCCAAGAUUUUAAAGAUAAAGAAGGUACUCAUUCACAAGCACUCGUCCAUCCUAUCCGCGUAUGGUAUAUCUUUAGCGGAUGUUGUCAAUGAACAGCAGAUUCCGUGUGCAAAAGUUUAUUCUGAGACCGCAAGAGAUGAACUAAUCAAACAAGCGGAAAAGUUGAAGGAAAAAGCUCUCAUGGAGCUGAAGGCUCAAGGUGUUAACUCAGAGACUGUAUUCUCGACAGUUUACCUUAAUAUGGGCUAUAAGGGCUCGGAUACCAGAAUCAUGGUUGCACGACCAGAAGAUGAUGAUUUUCUAUCGGUGUUUUAUGAGACCCACCAAAGGGAGUUUGCUUUCAAUGACUAUGACAAACCUGUUUUGAUUACCGAUGUCAGAGUUAGAAGCACUGGUAAUACAUUUGGUGAAACAAAUGAAAGGUCUCCAUAUAAAGACUAUGCCUCAGUUGCAAAAGUUCCUGUUGAGUCCGGAGUUGAAGAAAAAACCACUCCUGUUAUUUUUGACGAGGGUGCUCUUGAUUCCAAAGUGUAUCUUUUGGAGAAGCUCGCCCCUGGAACUGUGGUAGCUGGUCCAGCACUUAUUUUGGAUGAGACACAAACCAUAGUGGUAACUCCCGAUGCAUUUGCCACCAUUCUUCCAAGACAUGUGGUUUUGGACGUCAAUGUGGAGUCCAAAAGUCAGGUCAGCACCGACUAUAUUGAUCCCAUCCAGCUUUCGAUUUUCAGCAAUAGAUUUAUGUCUAUUGCAGAGGACAUGGCUCGUACACUGCAAAAAAUAGCUGUGAGUGCCAACAUCAAAGAACGACUAGACUUCUCCUGUGCUUUAUUUGACAAUGAAGGAAACCUGACAGCAAAUGCCCCUAAUGUGCCGGUCCAUCUUGGGUCCAUGUCUAGCGCUAUCAAGUACCAGCUUGAGUAUUGGAAUAGUGACCUUCACGAAGGCGACAUUUUGUGCACAAAUUCUCCAAGCGUCGGUGGAACUCAUCUUCCGGAUAUUACAGUGAUUUCUCCUGUGUUCUACGAGAACAAAAUCCAGUUUGUGGUCGCAGCCAGAGCACACCAUUCGGAGAUUGGUGGAUCGUCUCCUGGGUCGUCGUCGUCCUACGCGAGAGAAAUCUACGAGGAAGGUGUUAAUAUUGAGACAUGGAAAAUUGUGGAAAAGGGAAAGCUAGAUUACGAGGGGCUUGACUAUCAUUUUAACGUGGCACCAACUAAGUAUGGUGUUUCCGGAACAAGAAACAUUGAUGAUAACAUUUCAGAUUUGAAAGCACAGAUUGCAGCAAACCAGCGCGGUAUCAAUCUUUUGAAGGAACUGUUCAACGAGUAUGGAAGCGAAACUGUUUUAUUCUAUAUGCGAAAUGUGAAGAAGACUGCUGAAAUGGGAGUGCGGAAAUUUCUGAUGAAGUUUGCUAGGGAAAACGCUGACAGACUGCCGUUGAGGGCCGUUGACUUCCUUGACGACGGAACACAAGUGCAGGUCAAAAUUGACAUCAACCCACAAGACGGGUCAGCUGUCUUUGAUUUCACUGGAACAUCCCUUGAGUCUUACAGCAACUUGAAUGCUCCCAAGUCUGUCACAGCCUCUGCAGUCAUCUAUGUUCUCAGAUGUCUGGUCAAUCUUGAUAUCCCACUCAACCAGGGCUGCUUAGACCCUUGUACAUUGGUUAUUCCAGAAAACUCGCUAAUCAAUCCGAGCAAAUAUGCUGCUGUUUGUGCAGGUAACGGCAUGACCUCGCAAAGGGUUACAGACUGUUUAUUUAAGGCCUUUGGUGUAACCUCUGCCACGGGAGGUUGCAUGAACGGACUGAACUUCGGGAGCGGGGGCCAGAACGAGAAAGGAGAGCUUGUCAAGGGCUUUGGAUACACGGAGACAAUUGGGCAGGGCAACUGUGCAGGCAUUGUGGAACAGGACGGGGUCAGGGUAGGGUUCGACGGAUUCUCGGGGACGCAGACCAACAUGACGAAUACGAAGAUCACAGACCCGGAGAUUCUGGAGCAGCGGUAUCCCUGUGUUUUGCUGCAGUACUGCAUUCGGAAGAACAGUGGCGGUCGCGGAAAAUGGAACGGGGGAGACGGUCUGAUCAGAGAGAUCCAGUUCUCGUCGCCUGUGCACGUGUCGCUGGUGACCCAGCGGCGGGUUUUUGCUCCGUGGGGCAUCUACGGGGGCGAAAACGGGAAGCGGGGAGAGAAUUAUCUCGGGCGCAAUAGGGGCGGUGUGAUCCAGUGGAUCCAGCUGCCGUCGCUUGCUGAGAUUGCGAUCCGCAAGGGGGACAUCGUGAAGGUACUGACCCCUGGGGGCGGCGGGUUUGGGAAGGUGGAUGACAGCGAUGAGCAGUGGGGCGUGGGCCGUCCGAGGGACAAAUGGAAACACGUGCCGGCGUGCAGUGGGACGGUAGGCCAGCUGAGGAGCGCGCUGAACUCGUCGCAAUGA